GGUUUCCGGUUCCUUGUUGGGGGAGCAUCGUAGCUACCUGCGGCCAAGCCUCGUAGCCGUCUCCUCUCCCGUCCUCUCUCUGCCUGCAGGAGCCACGGGCCCGCAGCCCGCAAUCAAGCCCCACAGAGCGGAGAUCUGCACGAGAGGCUUGGGGAUGGGAGGGCCGUGUCGCGGGGGCCUCACCGGUCUCCCCAAGAAGCGGGGAGUCCCGAGUUGGAAUCCCGGCUUGGCCCUUCCCUCUGUGUGCGUCCUCGGGCAAAUCACCCAGCAUCCCUGAGCCUCAGUUUGCCCGCUGGUAAAACGGGCGUGACACUCCCUGCCUCUCCCGGAGGAGAGAGGCCGACGCGGACAUCGCACCGGGCACUGCGCCAGAGCGCGCGCCCAGGUGCCAGGGUCUUGGGGCUCAGGCGCAGCAGCCGGGCCCGCAGCUGCUGGCGUCAUCGCGGAGGGCGGGGCCGCGGGGCGGUGCUCGGGGCCGGGGACGGCUGCUGGAGCGGCGCCCGCCGCGGCUCAGCGCAUCCCCGCUCUCCGCUUCCCUCUCCGCCGCGUCCCCGCGCGAAGAUGGCAACCGAGGGGCUGCACGAGAACGAGACGCUGGCGUCGCUGAAGAGCGAGGCCGAGAGCCUCAAGGGCAAGCUGGAGGAGGAGCGAGCCAAGCUGCACGAUGUGGAGCUGCACCAGGUGGCAGAGCGGGUGGAGGCCCUGGGGCAGUUUGUCAUGAAGACCAGAAGGACCCUCAAAGGCCAUGGGAACAAAGUCCUGUGCAUGGACUGGUGCAAAGAUAAGAGGAGGAUCGUGAGCUCGUCACAGGAUGGGAAGGUGAUCGUGUGGGAUUCCUUCACCACGAACAAGGAGCAUGCGGUCACCAUGCCCUGCACGUGGGUGAUGGCGUGUGCUUAUGCCCCAUCGGGAUGUGCCAUUGCUUGUGGUGGUUUGGAUAAUAAGUGUUCUGUGUACCCCUUGACGUUUGACAAAAAUGAAAACAUGGCUGCCAAAAAGAAGUCUGUUGCUAUGCACACCAACUACCUGUCGGCCUGCAGCUUCACCAACUCUGACAUGCAGAUCUUGACAGCGAGCGGCGAUGGCACGUGUGCCCUGUGGGACGUGGAGAGCGGGCAGCUGCUGCAGAGCUUCCACGGACAUGGGGCUGACGUCCUCUGCUUGGACCUGGCCCCCUCAGAAACUGGAAACACCUUCGUGUCUGGGGGAUGUGACAAGAAAGCCAUGGUGUGGGACAUGCGCUCCGGCCAGUGCGUGCAGGCCUUUGAAACACAUGAAUCUGACAUCAACAGUGUCCGGUACUACCCCAGUGGAGAUGCCUUUGCUUCAGGGUCAGAUGAUGCUACGUGUCGCCUCUAUGACCUGCGGGCAGACAGGGAAGUUGCCAUCUAUUCCAAAGAAAGUAUCAUAUUUGGAGCAUCCAGCGUGGACUUCUCCCUCAGUGGUCGCCUGCUGUUUGCUGGAUACAAUGAUUACACUAUCAACGUCUGGGAUGUUCUCAAAGGGUCCCGGGUCUCCAUCCUGUUUGGACAUGAAAACCGCGUUAGCACUCUACGAGUUUCCCCCGAUGGGACUGCUUUCUGCUCUGGAUCAUGGGAUCAUACCCUGAGAGUCUGGGCCUAAUCAUCUUCUGACAAUGCACUCAUGUCUACCUGAGAAUUUGAAAUCUUCACAUGUAAAUAGAUAUUACUUCUAGAGGAGCUUAGAGUUUAUUGCAGUUUAGCUUAGGGGAGCAAUGCAUAGCUCACAGAUCACUAAGCGUCUCCAAUAUGACUAUUAAAACUGUCACCUCUGGAAAUACACUAGUGUGAGCCUUCAGCACUGCAAGAAUACCUUCAAGUACAGUAUUUUUCUUUUGGAACACUUUUUAAAACGUAUCUGUUUUUAAGGUUAUUCUAAAUUAUAGUAGCCUCAACUCAUUCUGUCACCAGUAGAAUUCAGCAGUUAAUAUAUUCCACAUUAUUUCUUUGAAUCGUUUCAUUUUCAGAGCACUUUAAAGUCUGAUAUUUCUUGAUGUGCACUGUGAUGCCUGGAACCUUCCUCUGGAAGUGCUGGUUUUAUGGACUGAGGACUGGUAACUGGUCUGUGAUAGAAGCAAAUUCCAAUUCCAAAUGUAAUUAGACAAAAAUCACUUUUUUUAGAAUGUGUUUUUAUUGUAAAAGUAUCUUUUUCAGCUUCCUGCUCUAUUGUCUUUUUUCAGAUAAAACAUUUUUGUCUAUGGUGAACUGCUGUAAAUGACGCAGAGAAAUGCCUAAAAAGGACAGGUGGUUUGAUUCAUGGAUGAUGAUGAUGUCACUGUGUCACUUGGACAGGGCGUUUUCUCUGAAUUGAAGGGAAAGCCAAUGCGGUUUGUAAACAAAUGCUUCUGAGAGCAAACAAAACUCUUCUGUGUGGGAACACAAGAUAGUAAACUUAUUUAAAAACCUAUUAGUAGAAUUAGUGGAAACACUUAGGUUAAAGUGAAUCUUGUCCAUGUAGAUUAUAUUCAUAUGUAUUGCAUUGCAAUUAUAAUUACAUAUGCAGAUUGAUUGAUAGUCAUGAAUAGUAACGUCUGCUCUUACAGAGAAAGAAAAACAAUAUUAAAAGAUCUUCUCUUUAUUUGAGACUCAGAAUUCCUUCUGGAAGAAGGAAGUGCUUUUUGUUAUAGGGAUCCCUUCUUUUCCUUUUUUUGUUUUUUUUGUAAGAUGUAGUUGCUUAUUCUUUGCUUUAGAAAACUUCUCAUUUAAAAAGAUGGCAUGCACCUAGGGGAAUAAAAGGUCACCUCAGACACCAGAUGUCAUUCCUGGUGAGGCCUGCCUCGUGGGUGGCCUGGGGUCUGCCGGCAGGUUCUGGCUGCACCUGAAGGCUGCGUGCACCCUGUCCCCUGGACAGGUCUCCUCUCCUGGUCCUGCUCCAGCCCAGCCCUUCUUCUAGUGGUAGCUCUGGCUUUGCAGGCCCAGCUCCAGGCCCUGCUCCUCAGAGAGAGUCUUCCAGAGCUGGAGCUGGGCACAGCCAUAGGACAGGCCUGGACCAGAUGCUCCUGUAAACAUCCAGGGGUGUGCCAGGCCCACCCUCACAACUGCUUGUUCAGGUAUCGUGAUGGGCCACUCAGUCCAAAAUCAGCCAGGCCAGCUUUUCCAUCAUCUCACUUCAGAUAAACAUCAUAAUUAUAUUUGAUCAUUUGCAGAGCAGUUACUGGUGGUUUUAUUGUACACCGGGGUCUAGGGUAAAGAAAGAAAAAUGAAGGGCCUCUGCCUGCCUCCAGUGAGCCCAGAGAGAGUGCUUUUUAGUCCCAGUAGAUUCCAGUCUGGGCAGGGGCUCAGAAAAUGGGCCCAGUGUCUGGCCAGCUCCUGCCAGCUGCUGAGGGGGUCAGGGACACCAUGGGAUUCCUGAGCUCUGCUCCAGAAUGUCCCAGAGUGGCCCCUGGUGCAGCUGGCCUCCUUGUGGUGGCAUCCCCACCCCUCUCUCCCACAGCCAUUUUUUUUUUUUUUUUUUUGUCUUUGCACUGUGCCUUCCGGCUCCCAGAAGUGAAGGAAGGCACGAGAAAGGAAGGAAAGGUGGCCCAGGGGAAGCACAUUCCAGGUUCUAUGUUUGGAGGGGUGGAGAGCAUCUUCAGGAUAUGUGCAAAGUAGACUGUGACUUUCCAAUCCAAAAAGCCACUUUAAGGGCCCAGGGAAAGUAUUCCAGAGAAUGCUUCCGCUCCCUGCAUGGGCAGGAAGCCCCCUCCGCUGUGAGCAUGCGCUCUCGCAGUGGGCGCUGUCAGGAUUUGCUGAUGAGAUACUUGAUUUGGACUAUGUGACAGCAUGUGGAGACUCAGGGGUAAGCUCCAUGGAAUAGAUUGUAUUUUGCAGAUUGAAAAUAAUGCUGAGUGCAUUUUAUAAUCAGCUUUUCUUUUUUCCAGAGGACUUGGGGAUAAACCUACCAAACCAAUUGUGGUGAAGGGGCCAAACAGAUGGGCCCCCAGAGGUGUAGAGCCUUGGGCAGCCCCCUCCUGGGCCAGAAAAAACGAAAUUCAGGCAGAAAGAUGUGGGUGGUGGGUAUUUAUAGGAAGUAUCUGUGACAUGAAGCCAAGUCCAGUGCUUUAGAAUGCGCGGUCAGCCUCUCAUCGGUGGGGCCCUGGCAGCCGUCCCUGUUCUCCCAGGCAAGCCAGAGGUGGGCAUCCCAUUGUCACUGCCCUCUUCCUGCCCUUCUACCUCCUUCCCACCCCUCUCUAGAUUAUAAGUGGUUUAAAAUAGCACAAGGUUGUAAGGGCCUUUGUGUCCCAGGCUCUCGUAGUUGCCAGGCCAGCUGGCUGAAAGGUGGCACCACCGAUACUGGGACUCCUCUGUGAGUUACAGGGAUGCCAUGGUGACAAAGGAGGGCUGACCUUGGUUCACACCCACCUCUGUCACGUUCACAGAAUAUCUGAUAAUAUCUGAGUUUUUCUCAGCCUCAGUUUCCCCAUCUGUAACAUGGGAUGGGACUAAAAUAUGUAAAGUGCCUACCUCAGCCUUUAGCACAUCUUCUGCUCUAAGGGUUAGUUCCCAGCUUCUCCCUGUGUCCUCCUCAGUCCCCUUCCUAUUUGCCCCCCUCCCUUCUCCCUCCACCUAUCUUCCCUCUUUCUCUUCUCUUCCCCUCCUCCUUCCUCUCUCCUCCCUCUCUCCCAUCUCCCCCUCCCUCCCUCCCAUCUCCUCCUCCCUCCCUCCCAUCUCCUCCUCCCUCCCUCCCAUCUCCUCCUCCCUCCCAUCUCCUCUUCCUCCCUCCCUCCCAUCUCCUACUCCCUCCCAUCUCCUCCUCCUCCCUCCCUCCCAUCUCCUCCUCCCUCCCUCCCAUCUCCUCCUCCCUCCCAUCUCCUACUCCCUCCCAUCUCCUCCUCCUCCCUCCCUCCCAUCUCCUCCUCCCUCACAUCUCCUCCUCCUUCCCAUCUCCUCCUCCCUCCCAUCUCCUCCUCCCUCCCAUCUCCUCCUGCCUUCCUCCCAUCACCCCCUCCUCCCUCCCUCUCAUCACCUCCUCCCUCCCUCCCAUCUUCUCCCUCCCUCCCUCCCAUGUCCUCCUCUUCCCUCCCAUGUCCUCCUCCCUCCCUCCCAUCUCCUCCUCCCUCACUCCCAUCACCUCCUCCCUCCCUCCCAUCACCUCCUCUCUCCUUCCCAUCUCCUCUUUCCUCUCCUCUGCCCCCUCCCCAUCUGCUUCUCAUUCAUCUUGACUCCUUUUUCUAACCCUUCUCAAUCUUCCUCCCUUCCUCAUCUCCUCUUCCUCUCUCUCCCUGUUCCACCUCUCUCCUGGUCUCCUUCCUUCCCCUUCUGCUCUUUCUCCCUCCCUCCUCCUCCCUCCCCAUUCCCCUUCCCCCAGCUCUUUCUUUUCUCCCCAUCUCCUCCCCAUCCAUAGGCAGCCCCCACUCAUAUAGCAAAUUAGUAAUUCUCAUCAAUUAGAGCUUUGUCUGGGCUAGUGGUUCUCAAACUUUUUGGUCUUAGGAUCUGUCUACACUUCUUUUUUUUUUUUUUUUGAGACGGAGUUUUGCUCUUGUUGCCCAGGCUGGAGUGCAGUGGUGCGAUCUCGGGCUUACUUCAACCUCCGCCUCCCGGGUUCAAGCGAUUCUCCUGCCUCAGCCUCCCGAAUAGCUGGGAUUACAAGGCAUGCGCCACCAUGCCCGGCUAAUUUUGUAUUUUUAGUAGAGACCGGGUUUCUCCAUGUUGGUCAGGCUGGUCUCGAACUCCCGAACUCAGGUGAUCCUCCCGCCUUGACCUCCCAAAGUGCUGGGAUUACAGGUCUGAGCCACUGUGCCCAGCCUACACCCUUAAAAGUUAUUGAGGACCCCAAAUAACUUGUUCAUUGUGGAUUGUAUCUAUCCAUAUUUAUCGUAUUAGAAAUUAAGACUGAGAAAAAGUUAUAAAACACAAGAAUACAGAUGCACAUGUUCCAUUAGCCAUCAAGGUGAUCUUUCACCCAUGCCAGUAGUCUCUGGAAAACUCCUCAGAGAAUGAAAAUAAAAAAGUCACCCACACACACACGCAAAAAGUGUCAAUAUUAUUAUGAAAAUAGUUUUGACCUUGAGGACCCCCUGAAAGGGUCUCAGGGACCCUCAGGGGCUCUGGAUCAUGCUUUGAGAACAGCUGAUCUGGGCUAAUGAGCCCUUUUCCAGCCCCUCUGUGUGAGACCUCCUAGAAGCCAUUAAGGGCCUUGGAAGAGCUUGGCAAAGAAAGAGGUGACAGGAUGAUUGAGGAGAGCCACCCUAGGGAAAGCCUUCGGAGGAGGCUUUGGGGCAGCUCGGGUUGGUGGAGGAAGUCCCAGAGAGGCAGUCAGAAGGGCUAGGGACCAGCUGAGGCCUGUGACCUGAAAAUCCUUUCAAAAGAGGACGCCUGGAAGCCUGGGGAAAGCACAGUGGGUGAGGUAGAAGAUUGGGGCUGAGGCCCAGGCCACUCCCAAGCCUGGGAGAGCUGACCGAAUGGGGAUUUGUAGAUCUUCAUUUCCCAAACUUGCCUGCUGAGAAGAAUCGUCCCACGCAUGGCAGGUUCAUGCCCUGCGCCUUUAGGGCCCUGCCCUGAGAUCUGGACUGGGCCGGCCUGAGGUGGGCCAGGAAAUCUGAGCCGGAGGCCCACUGGGGAGGCCGCGAGUGAAUCUUGUCUCUCCGGAUCCUUUGUGAGGAUUGCGAUGCUAAACCACUUGCCCUCUCAUCCGUGACCGGAGAGAAUUGGGUCACUCUUCUGGACAUGCCACAGACUCCUGCUUCUAGACAAGACUUGGCUGGAGCCAGGCUGGCCUUCAGGGUUGGUCAGUCUCCACAGGGGACUCUGGCCUCCCGUGGGCUGCCGCAGGGCCAACCCCAGUGAAAGAAAUGAAAUGACUGAAUAUGUUCGUGUCAUUAGAAAAAGGAUGCAGCAGGGGGUGGGGAGGAGUUGGUUAAUGGAAUCAAAUUUGCAGCAAGAUAGGAGUCUAGUGUUUGGCGGCACUGUAGGGUGACUAUCGCUAAAAAUAAUUUACUGUGUGUUUUCAAGUAGCUAGAAGAGAGAAUUUUGAAUGUUCCUGUCAACCUAAAUAACAAAGACAGGCUCUCUAAAAGAAAAAGAUAUUUAAUCAAAAGUAGGGCAUUGCAGCAGGAAUAUGUGUGCUGUAGUAAACUGUGUGCAUAUUCCAGGAGGUAAAGAAAAACAAAGGUGGCCGGGCGCAGUGGCUCACGCCUGUAAUCCCAGCACUUUGGGAGGCCCAGGCGGGCGGAUCACGACGUCAGGAGAUCGAGACCAUCCUGGCUAACACGGUGAAACCCUGUCUCUACUAAAAAUGUAUUAAAAAAAAAAAUUAGCUGGGCAUGGUGGCAGGCACCUGUAGUCCCAGCUACUCGGGAGGCUGGGGUAGGAGAAUGGCAUGAACCCGGGAGGUGGAGCUUGCAGUGAGCUGAGAUGGCACCACUGCACUCCAGCCUGGGCGACAGAGCAAGACUCUGACUCAAAAAAAAAGAAAAAAAAAAAAAAAAGAAAAAGGUUUUUAAAGGAAAAAAUGAAGAGGACUACAUAAUGGUUUUGAAAUGAUUAUCCUUGGCUACAAAUAUCAAUAACAAAGGUCACACCAGUCCAAGGUUGGACAGGCAGUUGCUAGGCAGAUGUCCUUGCAGAACUAAUUUUUGUGUGAGGUUGCAGCAGCCUAUGUGCAAGGUUGUAAUUUUUGCAGAAUCUUUUGUGAUCAUUUUUGGUAUUAGGUAUACAAGCAUGAGAAUCCUCUCUUCAUGGCCUCCCCAGCUAUAUUUGUCAUGGUUUGAUUUUUAAAACACUAGUGACUCUAUUUGAAUUCUAACAACUUUCACAUUCCCAACACAAAUGAUAGACAUUUAAGGGAUUAAUGUGCUAAUUACCCUGAUCAUUACAUAUUGUAUACAUGUAUCAAAAUAACACACUGUACCCCAUAAAUAUGUACAAUUAUGUGUUAAUUAAAAAUAAUUAUUUUUAAAAACAGAACCAGAAAAAAAGAUGCAGACCCUCUAGUAAGGAGAUGGGAUCAGGAGUGAUUCCAUGGUUAAUUUAACCCACAUAAACAACUAAUCGUAAGUAUGGUAUGAGCAUUUAUGUAAAGACUGUGACAACAGGAAAUGUCUGUGUUUGAACCCAAGGUUAUCUAACCAGCACACCAAUGGUGAAAGAUUAACUUUGUCAGAAACCAGGAACCAUGAAGCAGAGGUCACUGUUUCCAACCUGUGUGUUUUCCACGAUAAUUGGCAGCCUCCCACUCCUAAGUUUAUACCCAAGGGAAAUUAAAACAUACGUCCACACAGAAAUUUGAAUGCAAAUGUUCAUAGCAGCAUUACUCAUAAUAGCCCAAAGUUGAAACAGCCCCAAUGUUACACAGUGGAUGAAUCGAUGAACAAAAUAUGGUGCAUCCACACAAUGGAAUACAAAGAAAGAAAGCGUGGACACAUGCUACAACAUGGAUGAACCUUGAAAAUAUUGUGCCAGGGAAAAGAAACCAGAGACAGAGCCACAGGUUGUAGGAUUCCAUGUAUAUGAAAUGUCCUAAUAAGCAAACUCAUAAAGACAAAAAGCAGAUUAGUGGUCACUUAGGGCUGGGGUGAAGUUAGUGGGCACUGAGUUUCUCUGGGGGGGACUGAAUUAGAUAGUGGUGGUGAUUGCACAAUUCUGUGAAUAGACUAAAAACCACUGGAUUGUAAGAGGGUGAAUUUUAUGGUAUAUGAAUUACAUCUCAAUAAAGCUGUUACUUAAAACAUGGAAAAAAUAAUAAGCAGUCACUAGCUAUUCUCAAUAAAACAGAAACCACAUAGGUAAGACCAAUAUUGUCACAUUUUGGUUUUGGCUGAGAAUGGGGCAAGUGAGCAUAGUCACCCUUGCCAGAGGAUGUACCAUUUACAAAUAAAAGUUUCUCUGGAAUGACAACAUUUUACUAUGUGCCAGGUACUGUGCUAAGCACUUUGCGUAUACCGAUUCAUGUAAUCCUUGUGACAGCCUCGUGAUGCAGACAUUUCAUUAUCUCCAUUUUUAGAUGGGGAGAUAGACUGAGGUUAGGAGAGUUGAAUAACUUGCCCAUAGCUGCGCAGCUUCCAAGUUGCAGAGACAGGAUUUUCACCGAGUCUUAUUACAAACUGCCUCAUAUUGUGUGGACUGGAAAUUCUAUGUUGAGGUUAAUUUAUUCAUUUGUUGUUCAGUUCUUUUCAUCACUGUUGAGUUACCAAUGGCAGUUCCAGAGGAUUUAUCACUUACCCUAAAGCUACUACAAAUCUAAGAAAAAACAGUGUUCUUGCUAAAGUUUAAUGUACAAAAAGGUAAAAUCAUGACUGUCUUGCAAAUAAAACAUGAACAUGUAUCCAA
This is a messenger RNA of Symphalangus syndactylus (siamang), 9266 nucleotides long. RefSeq names its product G protein subunit beta 5 (gene GNB5). The record is from RefSeq and is a predicted model, not a curated record. Gene Ontology annotation, molecular function: protein binding. Gene Ontology annotation, biological process: signal transduction. Lineage: Eukaryota; Metazoa; Chordata; Mammalia; Primates; Hylobatidae.